Messenger RNA from Equus quagga, 1806 nucleotides. It is a transcript of the gene HEXB, whose product is annotated as hexosaminidase subunit beta. Bases 70 to 1674 code for a protein of 534 amino acids. Gene Ontology annotation, biological process: glycosaminoglycan metabolic process; carbohydrate metabolic process; ganglioside catabolic process. The record is from RefSeq and is a predicted model, not a curated record. The transcript has 14 exons. Gene Ontology annotation, cellular component: membrane. Lineage: Eukaryota; Metazoa; Chordata; Mammalia; Perissodactyla; Equidae. Gene Ontology annotation, molecular function: beta-N-acetylhexosaminidase activity.
GGGCGGGGCGGGGCGGAGGCUGCAGCCGGGCUGACCCUAGCCCGCCGGGCCCAGAGCAGCUGACCAGCCAUGGAGCAGCGCGGGUGGGGGCUGCCGAGGCUGUUGGGGCUGCUGGCGCUGCUGGCCGUGCAGGUCCCCCGCUCUUCCGCGUCUUCCUACAUGGGGCUGUGGCCCCUGCCACUGUCGGUGGAGAUGUCCCCGCGCCUGCUGCGCCUGUCUCCCGAGAACUUCCACAUCGGCCACGACUCCUCCUCCACGGCCGGCCCCUCCUGCACCAUCCUGCAGGAAGCAUUUCGGCGAUAUUAUGACUAUAUUUUUGGUUUCUACAAGUGGCAUCGUGGCCCUGACAAGUCUCACGCUGCACCGGAGUUAGAGCAGCUUCUCGUCUCGGUUGUCCUCGACUCGCAGUGUAACGCCUUCCCCAAUGUCUCUUCAGACGAGUCCUAUAGUUUGCUUGUGAAAGGACCAGUGGCUAUCCUCAAGGCUAACAGAGUUUGGGGAGUAUUACGAGGUUUAGAGACCUUUAGCCAGUUAAUUUACCAAGAUUCUUACGGGACUUUUACCAUCAAUGAAUCCAAGAUUGUUGAUUCUCCAAGGUUUCCUCAUAGAGGAAUUUUAAUUGAUACAGCCCGACACUAUCUGCCAGUAAAGACUAUCCUUAAAACUCUGGAUGCCAUGGCUUUUAACAAGUUUAAUGUUCUUCACUGGCACAUAGUUGACGACCAGUCUUUCCCUUAUCAGAGCAUCGCCUUCCCCCAGUUAAGUAAUAAAGGAAGCUAUUCCUUGUCUCAUGUUUAUACACCCAAUGAUGUCCGUAUAGUGAUCGAAUAUGCCCGACUACGAGGGAUUCGAGUCAUACCAGAAUUUGAUACCCCUGGCCACGCACAGUCUUGGGGGAAAGGUCAGAAGGAUCUUCUGACUCCAUGUUACCAUGGACAUACGCAGUCUGGGACUUUUGGACCUAUAAACCCUAUUCUCAAUACAACUUACAGUUUCCUGUCUAAAUUUUUCAAUGAAAUUAGUACAGUGUUUCCAGAUCAUUUCAUUCAUUUGGGAGGAGAUGAAGUGGAAUUUCAAUGUUGGGAGUCCAAUCCAGACAUCCAAAAGUUCAUGCAGCAAAAAGGGUUUGGCACAGAUUUUAAAAAACUAGAAGUUUUCUAUAUUCAAAAGCUUUUUAAUAUCAUUUCAACCGUAAACAAGGGAUCCAUAGUGUGGCAAGAAGUUUUUGAUAACAACAUGAAGCUCCAGCCGGGCGUAGUAGUUCAAGUGUGGAAAUACGGGGACUAUGCUAAGGAACAAAGCAGAGUCACAGCAGAAGGCUUCCCUGUGCUCCUUUCUGCCCCAUGGUACUUGGAUUACAUUAGUUACGGACAAGACUGGGUGAAGUACUAUAACGUGGAACCUCUUGAUUUUGAUGGUACUUCAAAACAGAAAACACUUGUCAUUGGUGGAGAAGCUUGUCUAUGGGGAGAAUAUGUGGAUGCAACUAACCUCACUCCAAGAUUAUGGCCUCGGGCAAGUGCUGUUGGUGAGAGACUCUGGAGUCGUCAAGAUGUCAGAAGCUCACAGGAUGCCUACAGGAGACUAACAGUUCACCGCUGCAGAAUGGUCAGACGCGGAGUAGCAGCAGAACCUCUUUUUACUGGAUAUUGUAACCAUGAGGACAGAGUGUAAAAGCGAGCCGAAACAAAGAAGAAAAACGGGAGGGGAAAAAAGCCCGCGGCAAUCUGUACUACAGUCAACUUGAUUUUGAAAUCAUGUAAAGUAAGAUUUGGUAUAUAAAUAAAAUCUUUUUAUUGAUUGAAA